CUACCGAUUCAAUUGGAAUAUGGUGAUUUCUGUGAAGUUCACAUUGGUCCUAGACGAUUUCUAAUAAUUUCAAAUAGUGUUGUGGCAUAUCCAAUUCACACCUCUUCAGUAGCACAUAAUUAUAAAUUCUUAUAUCGUGAUUUACCAAAUCCUGGAUUAAGUGAACUGGGCAUGGAAAAUUGUGGAAUAAUUGUUACUAGAAAUUUGGAUGAAUGGAAAAUCAAUCGCGAGUUUUUCAUAAGAAUAGCAAUGUCAAAAAGAUUUUUAAAAAUGAUUACAGAAAAAACAUUUGAAAAGGUUACAGAUAUGUUUAAAUUAUGGGAUAUUUUAAUUAAUGACAAGAGGGAAGUUGAUCUUUCUAAAUGGCUAGAAAAAUUUACUGGGGACAUAUCGAUCUCAACAUCAACUGGACUAUCUGCUUACACAAUGCUUUCUUAUUUUAAUUCGUUGGGAUAUAAACAUAAUCUCGAUUAUACUCCAUCUUCAGAAUCGGAACAGUCUUCGAAAUUAAUUUCUCUUAUUAAUUCCUUUUUUAAAGUUUCGCAAUGGUUCACUUUCGUCCCACCUUUUAUAAGACGUGCUCCUGGUAUAAACUACUUAAAUAACAAGUUUGCAAACAUUGUAAAAAACUUGGAAAACUUUUUACUUGAAAUAAUUCAAAAAAGGCGUGCGGAAAUUGAUUUAUUAUCCGACGAUACUUUACUGCCGUCCGACUUUUUAACAUUGCUUCUUACCGUCAACACACCACGGGAUCUAGAACAUGCUUUAUAUAAGUCAUUAAACCGAUCGUUGAAUGAUCAUGAAAUAUUCGGUGUUAUUAGAGACAUUUUUUUGGGUUCCAUUGAAUCG
Molecule: messenger RNA, 849 nt
Organism: Racocetra persica
Lineage: Eukaryota; Fungi; Glomeromycota; Glomeromycetes; Diversisporales; Gigasporaceae
Source: the annotation of a GenBank genome assembly